GCGCGAGCAGAGGGGAGCAGCGCACACCAGGUCACAAACACUCUCAGGAUUCAGAAAUCCAGCUGCAAGCAACAGAAAUUAGCGAGAUCACGCACGCCAUGGCAGCUUUGUUGGAUCUCAUGCUGGUUCGCUCGUCGCCAUCGCCUCGCUUGGUUUUUGCUCCACAGGCGUGCGCCGCGCCGGUGGCCGGGGCGCCCGGGGAAGGAGAGGGAGCAAUGCUGCCGGCCCUUCCGUGCCUCCGCGCCGUCGUGCUGCGGGAGGCGUUGAGGGAGCGGCUCGCCGGCGAAUUGGAGGAGCGGCGCGCCGACGACCACGGCCGCCCCCGCUGCAUCUUCGCGUGGGCCAGUGCGGGAGGAACAGAAAGAGGAAAUGGGCCGGGCCGAGAAGACGGCCCUCAACUCCACCUUCUGCCCAAAGCCCGAGCGCAACCGCCUCACCCAACAAGGCGCGCUUCUCCUCUUCUCCCCGUCGCCGGAGCGCCGCCGACAAGAAACCAAGAAUCAGUGGCGGAGGCAGGGGGGUGCUGGCAGGGGCCAAGGCCCCCCCUAUGCUCUCACAAAUACACCUAUAUGUACUCCUAAUCUUCCAUUUGUCAGACAAAAUUAGCUAGGUUUAGGUUAUUUGGCCCCCUCUAACAUUAUAUAACAUGUUUUGACCCCCUCUGUAUUUAGUUUCUGGCUCCGCCACUGCCAAGAAUCCAUCUCCUCCGGUCUCCAGCGAUCCAGCGCCGGCGGCGACCGAUGGACCAGUUCCACGACAGGCAUCACGUGCGGCUGCGGAGCUGCGUGCUCCGCACGUACCUCCACGCCGACCACGACGGGGAGCGCGUCUCCCUCAGCCGGCGCCGUGACUCGCUGAACACGGCGUGGGUGGUGCACAUCCACCAACUCGCCGACGGCCCGUACCUGCUCCUCCACAGCGCCGCCUACGGCCGCUACCUCGGCACCACGUUCAAGCCGGCGCCGCUCGGCCACCACGGCUGCCGCACCGAGCAGCGCGACCACGACGACGAGCAGGACUUGAUGGCCGUCAUGUGGAAGGCCGCCAGGGCGGGCUUCCGUGACAUCGUCCUGCUCCGCAGCGUCGCCGGCCGCUACCUCCGCGCCAACGGCAGGUACCUCCCCUGGAACACCGGUGUGACCGUCGACAACAAGGUCAGCGCCCUGAUGUACUGGACCGUCGAGCCCAUCCCCGCCAGAGAGGGUCCGCCUGGCCUCCAAGGCCCGAUUCACACCCCCAGCCCCGGAUACCACUCCCUCAUGCUCUGGCGCAAUCCGGUGGUGUCACGGCUGAUCCGGUUCAUGCUGUCCGAUCCCAACGGCCCCAUCUACACCCAGCACUGCUGGACCACGUUCCGGUUUAGGGGGAGGUCCGUGUUCCACCUGAGGGACGAGGUGGCCAGGCGCAUCGCCUUCGUCCUGGACGGGCGUCAGUCCUUCGACCUCGUAAUGUGCGUCCGAGCGGGCCGCCAGGGGCGUCUGACCCCACUCGUCGUCGACCUGCCCAGCAGCGGCUACGGUGAGACCCUCUGGAUUGUCGUCUUCAUGUCCCGGACCCCAGAUUUUGGUUUAAAUGCCAUGAUCUUUUAG
Messenger RNA from Triticum urartu, 1589 nucleotides. Lineage: Eukaryota; Viridiplantae; Streptophyta; Magnoliopsida; Poales; Poaceae. The record is from RefSeq and is a predicted model, not a curated record.